UUAUGCAGGGAAGGAAAUUCAGCCACAGUUGGGGAUUUGUUAGGUUACUGAUGUUGAAAACAACUGGUUUUUAAAUAUAUGAGAGUACAUCGAAUCAACGAUGAACUGGAAUACAAAACCAACAAAUAAUAAGAUGCCACCAUUGCCCACUAAAAGCCAGUCAUCUUUUUUGCAUCAGGCUUUAAUAAAUCCGCUUGCCUCAACAUCUCAAAGUUCUCUCAACUAUGGAAGUAACCAAGAAGCCUGCAUGUACCCCAGUCAAUCAAAUCCACUUGCGCAACCACUGAUCAGCCUAAAAAAUUAUGCAACUUCUCAACAAAUCUCCCUUUCUGAUAUGCAUAAUGGAACAAAUAUGGCCUCACAAACUUCAGUAGAAAUAAAACCAUCCUCAAAUGUUAAAGGACACAAACAAUUAAAUCACAGUUUGCAAUUGUCUACAGGAACAGUACAAAAUGCAUGGUUGCACUCACCUAUGAAGAACUCCAAGCUCUCUCAUACAAGAACAACUGUUGAUUCUAAUCAAAUUAGUUUUGGAGCUAAUCCAUCCACUAUUCAUAUAGUCCAGAAUCAAUUUGUGUCAUCAGAUACAUACUCUAUGCAGUUACAAAUGAUCCCUUCUAAUUCUGGAAGAGGUCCUGUAACUUACCAAGGAAAUCAAGGACCUAAUUCAUCUUUAACAGAGCGAUGCGUUGACUGGGCACAACAACUUACUUCUAAUGGAAUGACAUUUCCAGACUACAGAUCACCCCAAAAGCAAUAUUGUAAUUCACAGCAAAGAUCAAAAGGUCACAUACUUCAGAAACAAAACCCUAUGCUGUCUGAACUGUUACAUGUUAAAAAUACUCCAGUUUCAAAUAGUACUCUUUUUCUUCAGUCACAGCAAAAUCCACCUGUACAGUCACAACAAUACGCAGUUUCUCAAGUUGGUGACAGACUUCCGCCUCCAGGUUAUAACUAUAAAUAUGUACCUGUACAGUCACCGCAGAAUGUAGUCUUACCGUCACAGCAGAGUGUACCUGUACAAGCACAGCAGUAUGCAGUUCUGCAAGUUGACAAUAGACCUCCUCCUAGUUAUGGCUAUAAAUAUGGACCUAUGCAGGCACAGCAGCAUGCAGCUUUGUCGCCACAGGAGAACAUACCUGUACAAUCACAAAAUGUACCUGUACAAUUACAACAAUAUGCCGUUACUCAAAUUGAUAAUAGAGGCCCUCCUCCCAGUUAUGACUGUAAAUACGCAAGCCCACCUUUACAAAAUUCUCAACUUCUUAGUAAACAACACUCUGCAAAGGAAAUUCCUCAGAAUCAUGAGACACACUUAAAUGAAAAAGACUAUCGUGGUGACUUCCAACAGUGGCAAAACUCUAAAAAAGAAAUCAACACGAUUGGAAAUUUUUGUAAUUUGCAAGUAAAUCAGCCUGCAAAUAGACCAGUGCAAUCUCUUGUGGAUGGUGUUCAGACUGCUUCUCAACACAAUCAAGAUAAAAGUGUGGUUUCUGGCAAUUCAGCCUCAACUCAAGUACUGGACACAAAUGCCACUAAAGAAGUGAUAGCAAGCGACAUUAAGACAUUAAUGGAAAUAAAAAGGAACUUCUUGGAACUUGCGAGGAAAAUUAAAAUAAACAAAGAACUUUUGAUGGCAGCAGGUUGUAGUAAAGCAUGUAAUACCUCUCAUGGCGAAUUAGCUGAGAAUUCUGAAUUGUCUAUGAAACAGACUUCCAAAAUCCAGUCCAGGCCACAGGUAACACAUGUAAUUGCAAAGUUUUCUGAGGGCCAGCUAACAAGAGUAAUGAAAUGUACGGGAGAAAUAAAUAGAACGCACAAUACAUUGAAUACCAAGAUUCAGGAAAUUGAUGGCAAAAAAUUGAACCAAGACAAGUCUAUUUUACUGAAGGCCGACUGUUUGGGAAAAUUACCAGUGACAGGCCAGUUUGGUGAUUCGCAAGCUUUAAAAACAUCAACUGCUGAGUUUACCCAGACAUUAAAUAACACCCAGUUUCCAUCAGAAGAUAUCAAAGGUGACCAAAAUGUGCCCACAAACGCCGAAACAGUUCCUGUUCCUCAGCUAGUACUUUUAAAGGAACGUGUUCCAACACCAAUAAAUAAAAAGACUGUCGUCCAGUUUCUUUUGUUUGGCGAUAAAGCUAAAGAUGCAGCAAGAAAUAAAGCUGUUGAAACUACUCAAGAUCUUAAACCAAAUCAUUUAGAAAUGAAUCAGAAUACUCAAGUCAUCAGUGAACCACCAAAUCUGAAAACUGCGGAAACUCAAAGUACUUUUCAUGUAAACACCAAAGACUCUCACAAGUCAUUUUGUCUUGAUCAGAAAUCCUCAACAAAUGGGGGAUCUUCUAAAAAUGACUGUUCCAUGGAAUUGAUAGCAACAUGUCUUUCUCUGUGGAAAAAGACACCUUCAGAGUCUACAAAAGAAAAACACUGUAAUGAACUGAGAACAAACAGAACAACAGGUGACACUUCUAAACCUGUAGAUCUGUAUGAUAAGAAUCCAUGUGUGGUUGCGGAAAAUUCUCAGAACAGUACAAUGUUAAUUAACUCAGAACAGCAGGAAACUUUGCCUGUGGUGGUGCAGACGUAUGAACCCUCUGGUACAAAUGUAACAAAAGGAUCAGAACUUCAGGUAGCUGUAGUGUCACCUCUGAUCCUUUCAGAUGUCAAAAACAUGUCUGUCAACGCAGUUAUACAUGAAGCAUUACCAGAAACUGUGUAUCCGAUUAUUAAAGAAGGUAGUGUUUGUAGCUUACAAGAUCGGGCAGCAGAAAAUAUAAAUGUAAUUACUACUUUGAAAGCUGCUGCUAAUGAACCAAGUACUGCACCAUCAACUAAGAUUUCUCCACUAAUUCAGAAAGAAGAGCAAGCCAAGCCAACUAUUUGUAAUUUGGGUCUACUGAAUACUAAUCAAGAAAAACAUGUCAGAUCAACAUCAAAUGUCUACUCUUCUUCAAGUGAAGGCACUUCAAUUUUCUCCAGAGUGAGUAGUAAUCAACAAAUGUUACAGAUUGCCAAUAUUUGUUCUCUGGUUGAAGGUGAUAGGUCCUUCAACUCCCAGAUAGCGGAGAUAUUUAACUCUCCCUCUUUGAAUAAGGUUGAACCACAGAAACCUUGUCUGCCUGAUGAGCCGGUAAUGAGUUGUCUACAACAAAAGGAAAAAUUAGAUAAAGCCAUGGAAAAUAAAAACUUUGGUUUUCAAAAAGAGAAUAUUGUGCGGGUCACAGAUUGUUCUUCGAAGCCUAAGAUAACAAUGGAUCUUCAUCUGCCAUCUUUAGAACCAUCGUCUUUGAAGUGUGCUGAAGCAAAUGGAGAAAUCCUGGAGGGAAACAAAUUGGAGUAUAUUGCUAAUAAAGAAAACACCAUUACCAAUACAUGUUGUUCAGCUGAUAUUAAACAGGCUGUCUCAGAAACUGAUAAACCCUACAGUUAUACUGCCCAAGAUCCUGCAAACAGUACAGUACCCAAUGAUAAGACAUCUAUCUUAUACCUGCAUGAUCAGCUGUCAGAACUUUUAAAAGAGUUUCCAUAUGGCAUUGAACCUAUAAACUCCCGGGACAGUCCUGUGGGCCAGCAAGUAGAAGAUGACAUAUCUAAAAACGAUCAAAGUUGUGGUAAAGCUGGUUGUGACGCCCCAAACUCAACAGGCCAAAUAAAAAUUACUAUAAUAAGCUCAGAGCAAAUGAAAGAAUUAUUUUCUGAGCAGGAGAAUCAACGCAGUGACGGAGACAACCUGACCAAAUUGACCAAACUCCAGAAGGAAAACCCUACCACAAAAGUAGGGAGCAAGUGUGAUCCAAAAGAACAUACAGAUGAAGGAAGUCAUUCUGUGGUACCAAAUGGUCACAAAGAUGAUAUCCAUUGCUGUGCACUGGGUUGGCUCUCUCUGAUUUAUGAAGGAGUACCCCAAUGCCAAUGUAAAUCCAAUAACUCGGCUUCAAAGGAAGAAAAGAAAGAUCAGUGUUCCUCUUUGGAGAUCAGCAAGUGUGAACCAGGAAAUAAAAACUCUGACAGAAACCUCCUUGUUGAAGGUAAUAAUCCUCCCAAUAAGGACCAAAAAGUUUCUGUGACGCUGCCAGAUGGUAAAAAAGAUGACAUCCCUGCUGAAUGUAAUAGUUCACCUACUGAAGACCACAAAAUGUCUCUAACUCUGUCAGAUGGAAAAAAUCUUGUCUCAGAAAUAAAACAAGACAAUAACACAAAGGAUAAAUCUAAAGCAAACCAUAACUCAGUAAAGACAGAAGGAACCAAGUAUGAUAAAAAGCUAGAUCCCUUGCAAAGUCACAAAAGAAAGAGAAAACUUAAGUUCCAUGAGAUAACUUUUCACUCCAAUAGUAAAAUGCCCAAAUUAUGUGAACAAGAUCCUUCAGGGAGCAUACAGAAACACCAGGCACAGAACGCGUGUCCACCAAAAUCAAAGACAGUUAUUUUGGCAAAUCAUAAGAAUGGCUCUUUGAUGCAGUCAAAAUCACCCGAGAAGAUAAAAUUGAAAUUCAAAGCAGGUAGCUCCAGAUAUAAACUUAUGGACAAAAAGAAGCCAGAAUGUGCAACUCCGGUUGAUAAGGAGAGACAAAAGAAGAAACAUGAUCAAGGAGAGCAGAACAAAGACGUGAGAAUUUCUUUCAACUCAAAGCCUUUGUCAAACUCAAAGGAAAGAGCCAGUAUUAAAGAAAAGACUGUAUCCGUAGACGUAAAACCCACAAACGGGGAAGUCAGCACCCACAGAAGUUCAACAAAAUCUCCAAAUUCAAACAUUAAAUCCUCAGAUUCACAGGAUGCUUCAUGUAAAAUUAAAAAGAGAGUUCUCACACCCAAGGAGUAUUUAGAAAGGCAAAGGAAUAAAGAAGCAGCGAGCCACAAAGCCACAAAGGACAGUGGGAAUGAGAAAGUGAAAAGCGUGCCUGAAGACUCGAGACCUAAUAAACAUCACAUGAGAGGAGAGAGUGUUGGGAAAUCAAACGAGAGAGAAAGCAGCCUUGUACAGACUUCAGAAUCAUUAAACAUUUCCACAAGCCAUGGUAAAGCCCCCAAAAUCCACCGUUCUGAGGAGUCUAAAAUGCACAAGAUUUCCAAAGUCAUUGAAGGAAAAGAUGGUAGACUGCAAAGUGAUAAAACAUGGAUGGGUAAGUCCAAAACAGACAAACACUUAGCCAGUCUAAACAGUGAAAGUCACAUGGCAAAGGAUCAUGGGAAACGGUACCUGAACAGGGUUGCAUUUAAAUGCACUGAACGUGAAAGCAUUUCUCUCUCAAAAUUGGACAAUUCCCCCAAGAAGCCAAAUACGGAGAGGAGGCAGGAAAAUGACACUAAAAACAUUUUACCUGUGAAACCUUCCAUUAAAAAACCACCAAUGCUGGAAUUUAAGUUAUGGCCAGACACGCUUUUGGGGAAUAAGAUCGGUGAAGAGAGGAAGAUGCUGAAGCCAUGUCCUAAGAAAGAGCAAGCUCCUAUACAAGUUUCAGGAAUGAAAAGUACAAAAGAAGCCUGGCUAAAAUGUGUUAACCCUGAGAAAAGAAUUCUGGAUGCCGACCAAAGAGAUAACAAUAUUUUGCCCAAAUCAAAACUUCCGAAAAGAAGCAUCAGUGCAGAUGGACUUGAGACACUACAAAACACAGUAAAAGAUUCAACAGGAAUGUUUCAAACCUUCAAAAGAAUGCAUAUGGAAAAGAAAAACACUGGAAAUGGCCCGUCAACGUAAUGUGGUGUGAUUCUGUAAUUGCUUUGAUUUUGCUGAGUGUUCUCUACCAGAGAUGUAUGUGCUUCACUUAAAAUUUUUAACCAAGACUGCAGUCUCUUGUUUUGAGACAGCCUACACAAGUAGCUGUUGGUAUUGCCGGCAAACAAGGUAUUGGACCAUCACUAUUGAACACAGUUUACCAUCGUUUUACAAGGAAUCCUUCCAUGAAUCCUUUGAAAUCUGUGAAAGGACAGUUCCCAGUUAGGACAUGUUUAUUUUAACUGGCGCUGUGAAUAUAUUUUGUUUAAGCUACAUUAGCAAAACUUUAUUUUUUAAAAAUACACAAUGAAUGUCAAAGUAUAUUCUCAAGUAUUUUGUACUUACUUGUAAAUUUUUUUUCCCAAAAGUCUUUUUUUACUGGUUAAACUGAACACAAACUUUGAAAAAUGUUUAAACUUUUCGUUAAAAAAAUAAACAUUUAUUUUUUAAAGAAAACUGA
Messenger RNA from Echinops telfairi (small Madagascar hedgehog), 6176 nucleotides. RefSeq names its product retroelement silencing factor 1 (gene RESF1). Gene Ontology annotation, cellular component: nucleus. The transcript has 4 exons. Gene Ontology annotation, molecular function: histone methyltransferase binding. The record is from RefSeq and is a predicted model, not a curated record. The coding region runs from base 101 to 5698 and encodes 1865 amino acids. NCBI's taxonomy places the organism in Eukaryota, Metazoa, Chordata, Mammalia, Afrosoricida, Tenrecidae.